AAGACUUCAGCCGAUGAAGAGUCUUGGAUUGGUUGUAACGUUAGCUAGCUGUAACUUAGCUAUGAAUUCAAGACAGAAGAUAGCGUUCAAGUUUUCAUUUCAAGACAGCUUAACAGCCUUGACCGCCUUUAUCAUCUGUAAACUGCUUUUCACAUCAUGCAAACGAAUGAGAAAGUUCUUUGAUUAGCUAGAUGGCGAUUUGGUUCGUGGUGGAAGGAUUACGAGCAUGGAGAACGUCAGGGCCCAGUUUCCAUUUCCUUACCAGCCCUAUAAAAUCCAGGAGGAGUUUAUGCAAGCCCUGUACGGCGCACUAGACCAGAGCAAAGUUGGCAUCUUUGAAAGUCCAACUGGAACGGGCAAGUCUCUGAGUCUGAUAUGUGGAGCGCUGAGCUGGCUCACAGACUUUGAGGAGAGGAGAAGACAGGAGGCAGCUGCUCUGCUGCAGGAAAGAGAGACAGUCCUUUCUUCCUCUGUUGCCGAGUCCUCCGCCGCUGGCUCGUCAGCAGAGCCUGACUGGAUCACAGACUUUGUUCAAAAAAAGGCAGAACGUGAUUUGGUGUCAAAGUUGAAGGAGAACGAACUGAAAAGAAAGAAGAGGGAGGAGCGAUUAGAAAUGAUCAGAAACAACGUUCAACUAAAGUAUGCAAUGAAAAGAAAGAGCUAUGAAGAGGAUGAAGCAUUCAAGUUGCUCCAGCUCAGCAAAGAAGAACAAACAGAGGCACCAGGAGAUCAAGAGGACGAGGAGCUCAUAAUCGCAGAAUAUGAAAGCGAUGACGAGUCAAAGCCCAGAAGCAGAUUCGGUGGAGCUGAGGAGGAAGACGAUGAUGAUGAACUGGUUGAAGAACAUGUUACAAAGAUUUACUACUGCAGUCGCACUCACUCCCAACUGGCCCAGUUUGUCCAUGAGGUUCAGAAGAGCCCUUUCAGCAAGGACAUCAGUCUGGUCACACUGGGCUCACGGCAGAAUCUUUGUGUCAAUGAGGAGGUGCGUCGCCUGGGCAGCAUUCAGCGCAUUAACGACCGCUGCAUGGAGAUGCAGAAAAACAAACAUGAGAAGCAGCAUCAUGAGGAGGGUGUGAAGCGUAAGCGAGGUCCAGCAAAGGCUGUGUGUCCCUAUUAUAAGGCCUCAGCAUUGCAGCAGAUGAGAGAUGAAGUUCUGGGGACCGUGCACGAUAUAGAGCAGCUCCUGAAGCUCGGCAGGGAAACGCAUUCAUGUCCUUACUACGCCACGCGCCUCGCUAUUCCCCCUGCACAGUUGGUGGUGUUGCCCUAUCAGAUGGUGCUGCAUGAAGCUACAAGAAGGGCAGCAGGGAUUCAGCUGAAGGGACAGGUGGUGAUAAUAGACGAAGCUCACAAUCUAAGUGACACACUCUCCUGUAUACACAGUGCAGAGCUCACUGGAGCACAGCUUUGCCGCGCCCACUCUCAGCUCACCCAGUACGCUGACCGCUUCAGGGCCCGGCUGAAGGCAAAGAACCUGAUGUACAUAAAACAGAUUCUGUUCGUGAUUGAGGGGCUUGUCCGGGUGCUGGGGGGUAAAGUGGGGCAGAAUCCACAGAGCCAGACUACACCAGCAGGAACAGAGAUGCUCACCAUUAACAACUUCCUCUUUAAGGCUCAAAUCGACAACAUCAACUUGUUUAAGUUACAGAAAUACUUUGAGAAGAGCAUGAUCAGCAGAAAACUGGGUGGUUUUGUGGAGAAGUAUGCAGGUUCAGGUGUGAGUGUGCACACUCAGAGCAGCUCCAACAAGGAGAACCGACGCACGGAGGGCUUAAACCGCUACCUUCAAACACUACAGAACAACCAGAACCCUGCACCAGUUUCUUCAGAGGACCAGCAGGGGUCUACAGAGGCAGAGAAAGCGCUUUCUGCAUCCCCAAUGAUGCAGGUGGAAGGCUUCUUCAUGUCUCUCACCAACAGCAACGCUGACGGCAGAGUGGUGUUGCACAGACAAGGUACUUUAUCAGAGAGCAGUGUCAAGUUCCUCCUGUUGAACCCGGCGGUCCACUUUGCCCAGGUGUUGAAGGAGUGCAGAGCAGUCAUCAUUGCUGGAGGAACCAUGCAGCCUGUUUCAGACUUCAAACAAGAGCUACUGUUUUCUGCCGGAGUGGGAGAGGAGCGCAUCACUGAGUUUUCCUGUGGUCAUGUAAUCCCUCCUGAGAACAUCCUUCCCAUCGUCCUGUGCAGCGGUCCGUCUGGUCAGGAGUUGGAUUUUACUUUCCAAAACCGAGACUCUCCACGCAUGAUGGACGAGACGGGCCGCAUUCUCUCCAACAUUUGUAACGUGGUACCGGGUGGUGUUGUGUGCUUCUUCCCUUCUUAUGAGUACUCGAGGCGUAUCAUUUCACACUGGGAGGCCAGCGGGACUCUGACUCGCCUGGCUAACAAGAAGAAGAUCUUCCAGGAGCCAAAGAGGGCCAACCAGGUAGAGCAGGUGCUGAGUGAGUUCUCCCGUUGUAUCCAGAGGUGUGCUCUGGACGGCGGCGGACUCACAGGAGCGUUGCUGUUCUCUGUGGUGGGAGGAAAGAUGAGUGAGGGCAUCAAUUUCUCUGAUGAGCUUGGCAGGUGUGUGGUGAUGGUGGGAAUGCCAUAUCCCAACAUCAAAUCCCCAGAGUUGCAGGAAAAGAUGACCUAUCUGGACAAACACCUGCCUCAUAGUGGAGGAAGGAGCCCUGGACAAGCACUAAUAGAAAACCUCUGCAUGAAGGCGGUCAAUCAGUCCAUAGGAAGAGCUAUCCGUCACCGUGGCGACUAUUCCUCCAUUGUGCUGUGCGACAGACGUUACUCUCGACCCGCUACGCUCUCUAAACUUCCAACGUGGAUCAAAAAUCGCACUAGCACACACCCAAGUUUCGGCCCCGCUUUCGCUGCCUUGCGGAAGUUCUUCCUGGAGAAAAAGCAAAAGCAGGUGUAGCUUCACUCCCACUGGGCUCAACUGACACUUUCAAGUAUUCAGCUUUGUGACUUAAAGAAUGGAACAAGAUCAAUAUUGGGAAGAACUCUGGGAAAACUGAGUGCAACGGCAGUCUCUGCUAUUUCAGGAGCCCGAGAAACUGAAUAUGUUCUAAUAAAAAUACUGAAAGAUAAUUAAAGGGCCUCUGUAAUAAGUUCCUCAUCAUAAGGUCGCCACAGUUCUUUUACGCUGCUUUAUGUUUACAUUCUUCAACAUUUUGCAGGCUGGAGUUCAGCGAUCAUCCAGGGAGGCAGUUUUUCCUGUUUUCAGUGCUUCAUACUUGCUUUAUUUUAUAUUUCAACUCUAGGAUCUAGUUUACGUGUUGUGUUCUGCUUUGGUCUGCUAACAUCUCUGGUUUAGACAAGUUGAGAUUAUUCAGAGAAUAAUGAACACAAGUGUUUGACGGCACAAUGAAGACAAAGGCCAGAUGGACAUGUAUCACUGGGAUGUCUUCAAAUUCAGUCUGGAACAUGUUGCAGGAGACACAGAAGAAGGUUUUUUAUAUUCAGCAUGUUGAAAUGAAUUACUGAAGCAGCUCCUGCGCAGAUAUCAAGCACAUCACUGGCGUCCAUGUGACUGAAAUAUUAAAUAUUUAAAGCAUUCAACAUGAAGCGUUAUGUAAUGCAAAGAUUGCUUUAUUUAAUAGAAAGAUGUUAGUGAGAUGGUUCCUUGAUCUCAGUUAGUAUUUGAAUAAGAUCCGCUAGUUUAAUUUGAUGAAAAUAUGUUUCAUAAUGAAUAUGCAAUCAAUAAAUUGUUUCAUCAUUUCA
Thunnus maccoyii (southern bluefin tuna) is the source of this 3723-nucleotide messenger RNA. RefSeq names its product DEAD/H (Asp-Glu-Ala-Asp/His) box helicase 11 (gene ddx11). Bases 227 to 2917 code for a protein of 896 amino acids. The transcript is spliced from 28 exons. NCBI's taxonomy places the organism in Eukaryota, Metazoa, Chordata, Actinopteri, Scombriformes, Scombridae. Gene Ontology annotation, cellular component: nucleus. Gene Ontology annotation, molecular function: DNA binding; hydrolase activity, acting on acid anhydrides, in phosphorus-containing anhydrides; ATP binding. Gene Ontology annotation, biological process: establishment of sister chromatid cohesion; nucleobase-containing compound metabolic process. The record is from RefSeq and is a predicted model, not a curated record.